Molecule: messenger RNA, 1409 nt
Organism: Epinephelus lanceolatus (giant grouper)
Lineage: Eukaryota; Metazoa; Chordata; Actinopteri; Perciformes; Serranidae
Gene: chlsn
Product: cholesin
Source: RefSeq, a predicted model, not a curated record
GGCGACAUCACUUCCUGGUUGAGUUCCCAUGCUGGAUGUGUGCUUUACGGAGGUCUACACGAUUUUUCUCAGUUCAAGACUAAAUAAUCUCAUGGCUAAAGACAAAUCUGUGUCAAAACCGCCUAAAAGAAAGACACUGAGCCCAAAUGUCAAUGAGGUUCAUGUGGAAGAAAUGAUGGACACUAAAGUAAAGAAGAAAAGGAAAAAGAUAGAGGAGGCGCCAGUACAGAGUCCUCAUGUGACGAUCACAGGAGAUGAUACAAAACAGAAAAAGCAUAAGAAACACAAAAAGAAACACAUGACAGAGCAGAUGGCAACACAAACUGAGAAAUCAGAUCCACCCCAUCGUCUGGGGAGGACAGACGAGGUGGAGGGAGAGGAGGACCUAAGCCCCGAGGAGAAGCGGGUCCUGGAGAGGAAGAUGAAGAAGAUCCUGAAAAAGGAGGAGAAGAAGAGGCUCAAAGCAGAGGGAGAGACUGAAAAGAAACCUGAAGCAUCUGGACCCAUUGCACCUCAGCAGGCCUUAGACUAUCUCAUCUGCUGGGCCGACAACCGCACAGAGUGGAAGUUCCAGAAGACGAGGCAGACGUGGUUACUGCAGCACAUGUUUGACCCCCAACAGAUUCCAGAUGAGAAGUUCUCCGUGCUGCUCGAGUACUUGGAGGGGCUGCGCGGAGCAGCCAAAGACACCACAGUGCAGAAGGCCUUAGCUCUGGUUGAAGAGUCGGGACAAGCACCAGAGGACAAGGAUGUCCAGCAGAGGGCGCACAGAGCCAGAGAAGUUAUCCAGCUGCUCUCCUGAACCCACCACCAUCUAACAAAGGCAUGAAGCCCACCAGGAAAAGACUGAGACAUGUUGGUUGGUCAGUGGACUGACCAGUGGACUGAUCAAUCACCCUGGUGUCACACUAAAACAUGUUGUUUGUAUAUGUAGUUUUUUGGACUGGUCCUUCAGGGAAAGGAUGUGUUUUGAUUUAAUUACCAGUAUUGCUCACAUUUUUUAAUUUAAAUGUGUCUAGGUUACUGUUUAUUCUCCAUUUCUUGACUUUUCCUGUGUUCAUUGUUGCCAGGUAGUAAUCAGUCACCAAAAUAAUUUGUAUAAAAUAUGAAAUCUUACAAUGGGGUCGACUCCAUCUGCAUUCUUUUCCAGGUUAGCAAAUUUGGAAGUAGAAGGCUUGGUUCAGUCACGAACAUUAAGCGGGCGAGGAGUGGUUUAUAUGUAGAAAUGUCAUCCUGCAGAAACCUCCGUCAGGUCAUGUGGGAAAAUGUUUUUAGAAAGGCUUUGGAAAACAGCAUUUUGGCACUGCAACAUUCAUACUUUGAUGAAAUUUGUAAGUUCGGAUUUGAAUACAAAAGGAACACUGUUGCUACAACUACAAUAUUAUACAAAAAUAAAUAAAUAAAUAAUC